Molecule: messenger RNA, 3690 nt
Organism: Wyeomyia smithii (pitcher-plant mosquito)
Lineage: Eukaryota; Metazoa; Arthropoda; Insecta; Diptera; Culicidae
Exons: 3
Coding region: 1-3690 (1229 amino acids)
Biological process (GO): DNA integration
Molecular function (GO): nucleic acid binding
Source: RefSeq, a predicted model, not a curated record
AUGAGGUUUCACCUUAAGCUCACACAGGAGAAGAAGUUGCAGGAAAAUGAGCUGCUGUGGAACCAACGGCUGCGAAUUUCGUCAUCAUCCACUUUUGCAUUCGUCACGUACCAACGCGGGCGCAAGUACGAGUGCGAAGUCAUUGUGACUUUACACGGGCCUAGAGGAAAGGUAGAGACCUUCGCUUUCCUUGACGAUGGAUCAUCUUUGACCUUAAUUGAGGAAAGUAUUGCCGAGGAGCUUGGUGUUGAUGGUGUAAAAGCCCCUUUGUGUUUGCUAUGGACGGCGAACGUAACCAGAGUUGAAAGUGAAUCAAAACAAAUGUCGCUAGUUAUAUCCGGUGCCGGGGGGAGAAAGCAUAAGUUGAAUGAGGUUCAAACCGUAAAAGAGUUGUCGCUACCAAAACAAACACUGUCAUUCGAAAACCUUGCUGCGCGAUAUACAUACCUCAAAGGGAUCCCAGUCUCGAGCUACGUCGAGGCCGUACCAAAGAUUCUUGUUGGGGUGAACAACCUAAAUCUAAUGGUUCCACUGAAGAUAAAAGAAGGAUUAACUCGCGAACCAGUUGCGGCAAAAACGAGACUGGGUUGGUGUAUCUAUGGCGGAAAAGGUUCUGCUGUUUGGAGAUCCUCAGUCAACUGCCAUAUGUGUGAACACGAUCUGGUUAGGGAUUUUCUAACCACUGAUGAAGCCGUAGUUCAACCGGUCGUGCUGCCUAUAUCAGAGGAAGAGAAGCGCGCUAACCAAAUAUUGGUAGAUACAACGAUUCGCAGAGGAAACCACUACGAGACAGACAUCAAGGAGAUGUUUCACCAAAUUUUCAUACGCAAAGAAGACCGACACUCGCAGAGAUUUCUCUGGCGUGACGAUUCGACCAAUGCCCCAGAUAUCUAUCUCAUGGAUGUCAUGACUUUCGGGUCAACGUGUUCUCCUGCGUGUGCACAGUUCAUUAAAAACAAGAACGCUGAAGAAUUUAAAGACCUUUACCCGCGAGCUGUCGAAGGCAUUGUGCAAAAUCACUAUGUUGAUGAUUCACUUGAAAGUUAUGAGUCAUUUGAGGAGGCGAUCAGGGUGUCUCAAGAAAUGAGUCACAUUCAUCUGAGUGGUGGGUUCGAGUUGAGUAAUUGGUUGUCAAACAGUAGCGAGGUCCUCCAUCGUUUGGGAGAAGGAGUGUCUGUAGAAGACAAACAAUUGGCAUCAGACAAGUCAAAGAACUACGAGCGCGUACUCGGACUUUUGUGGCUGACACACGAGGAUUGCUUUGGGUUUUCUACGGCGAUGACACAAGAAAUCGAUCGAUUAAUGCAAAGCGACGAACCUCCUACCAAAAGACAAAUGUUAAAGUGUCUUAUGUCGCUUUUUGAUUCCCUAGGUCUGUUGUGUCUCUUUGUGGUGCACGGAAAGAUUCUGCUACAAGACGUGUGGAGAGCUGGCAUUCAGUGGGAUGAGAAGGUCGGUGAUGACUUGCAGAGAAGAUGGAAAAAUUGGACGAAUCUGUUCGAACACAUUAAAACACUCAGAAUUCCGCGCUGUUAUUUUCCGGGUGCCACAAGUGAACGCUACAGGGAUCUUCAGCUACAUAUUUUUGUAGACGCUAGUGAGUCUGCAUACUGUGCAGCAGCAUAUUUUCGGACGCUAAACGCCGAUAACAUUCCUGAGCACGUGUUGGUCACCGCAAAGACUAAGGUCGCGCCACUGAAGACGCAGUCAGUGCCUCGUUUAGAGUUGAAUGCAGUUGUGUUAGGAGCACGUUUGAUGCAGUUCGUCGAAGAAAGUCACACUGUAAACAUAACAAAGAAAGUGUUGUGGAGCGAUUCGGCUACGGUUCUCUCCUGGUUGCGGUCUGAUCAUCGUAGAUACAGACAGUUCGUCCCCCGUAAAAUAGGGGAAUUACUCACCGUUACUGAUGUGGAAAACUGGCGGUGGGUUCCGUCUAAGCAGAAUCCCGCCGACAUUGCCACAAAGUGGGGAAAAGGACCCGAUUUAACAGCCGAAAGUGUUUGGUUCAAGGGUCCGGCCUUUUUACAAUUGCCUGAAGCAGAGUGUCCGAUUCAACAAUCUCUGACACCACCAACAGAAGAAGAACUUCGUCCUUGCUAUGCGCAUAAAUCGACGAAAAUUCCGCAACGAUUAGUAAAACAAGAAAGAUUUUCUCGAUUAACCCGGGCUAUUCGCUCAGUCGCAUAUGUGUAUCGAGCCAUUGUAAAUUUUAAGCAUUUGAUUAAAGGGCAGGAACGGUCUGUUGAGCCACUAACGAUGGAAGAGCUACAGAAGGCCGAACAACUACUUAUUCGGGAAACGCAGUGGCAAUGCUUCCCGGAAGAAAUGAUGAUAUUGAACCUUAAUCGUAUGAGUUCAACAAAACAGCAGGUACCUUUAGAAAAGGACAGCAAACUGUACCAGCUCUGUCCCAUUCUUGAUGAGAACGGCGUUCUUCGUAGUGAUGGCAGAAUCGAAGCAGCACCAAAUGCGGGAAUGGAACUGAAAUUCCCAAUCAUUCUCCCAAGGGUACAUACCUUUACCUCUCUGUUGCUGGACGAAUAUCACCGUAAAUACUUGCACGGCAACUCUGAGACUAUAGUUAAUGAGAUUCGCCAACGGUAUCACAUCCCAAGGCUUAGGGUAGCAGUCAACAGCGCCGCAAAAGCGUGUCAAUGGUGCCGAGUCUAUAAGGUAACACCGAAGGUGCCGCGUAUGGCCCCGCUACCGCUUGCAAGAAUGGCAUCGUUUGUAAGACCAUUCACACAUGUAGGUCUGGACUUUUUUGGACCCCUGACGGUGAAAAUUGGCAGACGCAAUGAAAAACGAUGGGUAGCAUUGUUCACGUGCCUAACAAUACGGGCAGUGCACUUAGAGAUAGCCCACAACUUGACGACUGACUCCUGCGUAAAAUGUAUUCGGCGUUUCAUUUGCCGCCGAGGUUCCCCGUCUGAGUUUUACUCAGACAAUGGUACAAACUUUAGGGGAGCCGCAAAACUACUUCGAGAGCAGUAUGAACAGCUAGCCGUAACAUUCACAGGCACAUCAACCAAAUGGAUUUUUAAUCCUCCCAGCGCCCCGCACAUUUGUGGUGCGUGGGAGCGCAUGGUACGCUCUGUUAAAGCUGCUGUUGAGAUGGCGUGUAACAACAACCGCAAACUGAAUGACGAGUCGCUGGAAACCUUUAUGGUAGAAGCCGAGGCAAUCGUUAACAGCCGGCCUCUGACGUACUUACCGAUUGCAGCAGAGAAGUACGAGGCCCUCACACCAAAUCAUUUCCUUUUGGGAAACUCAAACGGUGUUCGUCAACCGAUAGCAAAAACAACACCGCUAGCCAAAACUUUGCGAUCAUCCUGGAAGCAAAUACAAUAUCAUCUUGACGUGUUCUGGCGAAGGUGGAUUAGGGAGUAUUUGCCAACGCUUACUCGGCGGCCGAAAUGGUGUGGCGAUACAAAACCGAUAGCAGAAGGCGACCUGGUUUUCAUAGUCGGCGAGGGCACAAGGAACGAGUGGAUAAGAGGUCGCAUAGUUGAAACCUUCAAAGGGGUAGAUGGGCGAAUCCGUCAAGCAAUGAUACAAACUUCGAGGGGGCUAGUGCGCAGGCCGGUGGCAAAAUUGGCAAUGUUAGAGGUAGAUAGAGGUGGUAAAACUGAACCUGGUGGCCAGUGUUACGGGGGAGAGAAUGUUGAUACUGGCAACACUCACGGUUAG